AUGGAUGAAAAUAAUUCUGAUGACAAUCAAGAGACAAAAAUGUGGACGCCCAGAAUUGAAACGAAAUUAAUAAAUAUGUUGAGAGAUGAGAUUAGAAACAAUCAAACAACGGGCCGUACUACUUCGUGGACAAUUAGGCAUUGGAAUCAUUAUGCAAAUCAGUUGCACAACAUGUAUGGAUUUCGGUAUACAGGAAAGCAAGUGUGCCAAAAAUAUCAACGACUGAAAGUUGAUUACCAGACAUUUAAGCGACUCCAGGCAGAGACUGGUCUGGGAUGGGAUCCCAUUAUAGGCACUGUUGUUGCACCCGAUGAAUUUUGGGAUAAGGCUAGAAGAAAUGUGAAGAAGUUUAGGACAAAAGGAUUUGAAUAUUUUCAAGAAAUGGCAGAAAUUGUGGAAAAUUGUUGUGCCACAGGGGCGUUGUCUCGUGCAUCCACACAAGGAGCCCUUGACUCAGAAGAAGAAGAUGACAUGUUAAAUAAAUUUUGGAACCCUGAUGCUGGUGGGAGUAAUGCUACUGAGGCCAUUCCUGUUGACUUAUUCGGGGAUGAGUACAUAGAUCCAGCAAAGGGCAAAAGUCACAAGAGGGACCCUAUAACCUGCCAGACUGACAGUGAUCGUUCCAAAAAGUCACGGUCAAGUGGGUUUGAUGAUGUGUGCGCAGCUUUCACAUCUUAUGUACAAGCAAAAACAGGACAUUCACGUGCACGAGAAAAUGAGACAGAGACUGUAAGUGCAGGUGGUGAUGAUUAUUCCCUUGAUGCAUGUCAAGAUGCAUUGCUAGAGCUUGGAGACAUAACACCGUUGCAGUACGUUAGGGCACUGACACUAUUCAAGGAUAAGGAAUGGCGAAGACAAAACCAUAUGUCAUCCGACAGAGAAAACAAUACAAUGGAGAUCUCAUCAGAGGAGGAUGAGGAUUGUGUCGGUGCUAUCGAUGGCACAUUGGUGGAUGCAUGGGUCCCUGCUUCAAGACAAAAUACAUUCCGCUGUCGGAAAGCAACGGUAUCGCAAAAUGUACUCGCAGCUUGCGACUUCGAUAUGUUGUUCACAUUUAUUAAUUCUGGAUGGGAAGGUAGCGCUCACAACAACGCUAUUUUGGUUGACUCUAUUACACGAGCUGAUCUACAGUUCCCACACCCACCCAAUGUUGACUGUAAGUACUAUUUAGUUGAUGUUGGUUUCAUGAACAUGCCUGGAUUUCUUGCCCCAUUUCAGUCUCAACGGUAUCACUUGCAAGAGUUUCGUGGUCGUCGUUAUGCAGGACCUAAGGAAUUGCUUAACCAUCGACAUUCGUCGUUACGCAAUGUCAUAGAAAGAACAUUUGGUGUUCUGAAUAAGCGCUUCCCAAUAUUGCGGUCCAUGCCAAAUUACAAGUCUACAAGACAAGGGCCUCUCGUGAUUACAUGUUGUGUAGUGCACAAUUGGAUCCGUUUGCAUGCAGCUAUGGACCCAUUCUUUAUGGAAGCUGAUAAUGAAAUGGCCGCAGAAGUAGAAGCAGACGGGCUUGCUGGAGACCAAGCUGAGUAUGUUGACAUGUCACAACAUGGGUUAACAUACCAAUCGAACGUUAGGGACGCAAUUGCUACUGCUAUAUGGCAAAAUCAUGUGGUGUUGGAGGUGGAGGGUAAUAGUGAUGGCACUGAUUGUACCGUUCUUGUUCCAAGGCUAAAUAAUCAGUCCAGUAAUGGGGUUGUUCAUUUGGUGGCAUGGCAUUGUCAUUGGGUUCUUCCUUUAUCAGGUAUUGGUUCAUUUUCAAUAUUAAUAGAGCCUAUCAAGGUGUCAGCACCACCACCUCGGGUCAGUGUGUACUCAGAAAUUGGUGAAGUGAUUCUGACAUAUCCUUCACCUUCAAGGUUGACAUCAUGCACUUUGAAAAUUAUGGUUAACAAAGCUCCAAAAGGGUUUGAGGAUUCACCACGUUUGGGUCUGGUUCGUUUUGUUCUUGGCAUGAUGACUGCAACAGUGAAAGAAAAAUGUACCCAGGAUACCACCGAGGAUUUGGCUGGAGUUACUAGCUUCAUUUUAAAGGUGGUGUUGGAGGUGGAGGGUAAUAGUGAUGGUACAGCUGAGUGA
Camellia sinensis is the source of this 2076-nucleotide messenger RNA. Lineage: Eukaryota; Viridiplantae; Streptophyta; Magnoliopsida; Ericales; Theaceae. The record is from RefSeq and is a predicted model, not a curated record.